Molecule: messenger RNA, 1240 nt
Organism: Prorocentrum cordatum
Lineage: Eukaryota; Dinophyceae; Prorocentrales; Prorocentraceae
Source: the annotation of a GenBank genome assembly
AUGGCUGAUGCUCUGAACGGGGUCGCCGCCCUGGGUCGCCUGCCUGCACCGGGCGCGGCCCCUCGCACGAAUGGCGGCGGUGCUUCGGCGGACGGCGGCAAGCAGACCUGCUUCGCAUUCCGCGACUCAAGCUGGUGCAUCCAGAGCGGCACGUUUCGCUGGAUGCACGUGGGGAGCGACGCGCCCGUGCUGACAGGUCCGCCAGAACUCCCGCACUGUGUGCAGCUGGUGGAAGUGAGCUCGGUCGUGAACGAUCUGACGGAACCGUCGGACGGCGAGCUGGUCGGGCGUGCUCUGCCUAUCCAUGGGGGUUGCUUCCACAAGUUCCAGGAGCUCUCGCACCUCCUCAGCCCGUCUGCCAUGCACCGCGGCUCCCAAGCAGACGUGGGCCUCGUGAGCGCCACCAUCGACGACUUGAUCGCGAUGCUCUCGGAGAACGGGUGGAGCAAGCAGCGACGCUUGGACAUGGCCGACGAGAACGCCGAGCUAAAGCAGUCCGUGCCUAAGCGCGCAGCCCCGGCCUCCACCCCCUCGGUCAUGCACGAUCUGUCCCACCUCGGCGAGGCCGACAAGGCAGCCGUGCUGGCUGCGCUUGGAAGCCCCGCCGACUACGACACGUGCGUCGUUUUUCGGAGCACCCAGGGAGCCGCCAAAGUGCUCCCCCUCCAGCAGGGCGCCACUCGGAGACUCGGAGAGCGCGCCGCACACGUCCAGAUGGCACCGCAGAGCCUCUUGCGGCCCUUCGCUGCCCCGCAGGCCCGCAGCGCCAGCAACGCAGGGGGUGGAGCUCCUGCCGAAGCGGCUCUGGCACGGGCCCCGAAACCUGCUGGCGCGGCGGCCCCAGCGGGCCCCGCGGCCCCGGCGGCCCACGCAGCUGAGGAGGGGGGCUCGGGCGCCGAAGCGGCCACGCCAUGCCGCAAGCUUUUGACGCACAUCCGCGCGGAGAUGGACGCCAUGAAGCCGUCGCAGGCCCUUGUUCCCUGGUCGGCCGAUCUGCACCUUGACGCGCAGCCGAUCGUGGCACUGAAGGGCCCAUGCAGUCUGGGGGUCUCUGGGCAGGUCCAGGGGCACCCCGAGAACAUCAUCGACAAGCUGUCCGUGGAGGUGAUUCAGUUGGCCGCGCGCGCCUCGAUCGACAUUCUGAAGUCGUUGGCUGAGGUGGCAAGGCCGUGCGCGAGUCUGCAUUUGCUUCUGCGCUCGCGCAGAGUGGAGAUGAAAGCAGAAGGCCACCAGCCCAUAG